This is a messenger RNA of Paraphaeosphaeria sporulosa, 1491 nucleotides long. RefSeq lists its product as uncharacterized. Lineage: Eukaryota; Fungi; Ascomycota; Dothideomycetes; Pleosporales; Didymosphaeriaceae. Gene Ontology annotation, cellular component: Atg1/ULK1 kinase complex; phagophore assembly site. The record is from RefSeq and is a predicted model, not a curated record. The transcript is spliced from 2 exons. Gene Ontology annotation, biological process: autophagosome assembly; autophagy of mitochondrion; piecemeal microautophagy of the nucleus. Gene Ontology annotation, molecular function: protein kinase activator activity; molecular adaptor activity. Bases 1 to 1491 code for a protein of 496 amino acids.
AUGGCCUCUCCCCCGUCCCCGGCAUCGUCCACCACCAGCGCGAACUCCCAGAGGUCCCUUCACCCAAACAGACCGCAGACGCUCGAGGACCUCGUGACCCACUUUGUAGCUUCGAAGCGCUCCCUGCAGACGCAGACAAUACUAUGGCGCGCCAACGACAUCGUGACGUCGGCGCGCGAGCUGCUGGAAGAGAACGCCGUUCUCGCCGCCAAAAACACGUCCAUCAGGAACAUGGUUGAGGAGCAGGUGGACGCGCUGGAGGCUGUGCGUCGCGGCAUAGACGUCGUCGAGGGCGACGUGCAGGCUGAAUUCAAGCAACUGCUACAUGACCUAGAUACCUCGUUUGCUGGCUUGAAGUCGACCCUCGCCGUGUUGCGCGAGACGCCGAUAGAGUCUGCUCUUCAGCCCUCCGGCACGCCGCAGAAACACCUCUACGAUUUCAUCGACAACACGACCGUGUCCGCUCUCGAGGACUCGCUCAGAGCUUGCAUAGACAGAUACAAUGAUGUUCACUCGACGCUUGAGGAGAGCACCGACGCUUUCGAUACCUCGCUCGAGAACCUCCAGUCCUCCAUCAUCAACGUCCCGAAGACGCCCGUCACAAACUCCAUCCCGAGCCCCAUUCCCAGCUUGUACCAUGAUCUUGAAGGACACGCGAGAGAGGCUGCACAAGCUUUCCAAUCUCUUGUCAAACACUACGAUUUAUGUGUGACGGCUCUUCGACACACCGAAGGCGGCGCUGCUGCUGUGACGCAGGCUACCGGUGAUGCCUCGUUGCCAUCCGCCGAUGAUCACGGUCCUCCUCCUGAGCCGAUUUCGGAAGAAGAGCGCCAGGAGAUGCUGAGUGUACUGGAAAGAGACGCCCAAGAAGUUGAAGAUGUCGUAACCGAGAUUCGCGAACACGGUUCCGAGAUGUCGUACCUGCUAUCUCAAAUCGACAAUCACAUCACUCAUCUUCGCAAUGAGGAUUCGGCCUUGGGCAGUGUCCUCAAGAUGAUAGCGAACAUUGCAAGGGAGGUCAAGGGUCACAUUGCCACCUCCAGAGCCUUCCACACCUCGUGGCUGGAUGACACACGACCUACACUGCUGAACGGAAUCGAGGAGUGGGAAAACCAGCGCGACUUCUAUGAGCGAUUUGAUCUGGCAUAUGCCGAGCUACUGGUGGAGAUAGCAUCACGCAGGCGGAGACAUGACAAAGCGAAGCGGAAGGCUGAAGAAGCGCAAAAGGAGCUGGACAGGCUGCACGCCGAGGACGAGCGCGCGCGCGAGCAGUUUACUCUCGCUCAAGGAGACUUCCUACCACUAGACAUCUGGCCUGGUCUGCGAGAUCCCCCCAGACGCUACGAGGUGCGAGCUGUUGCGGUUCCGCAUGAGCAGGACAUGGAAGAGGGCGAAGAGGCCAACGACGCUGAUCUCGUGGCCAAGAGCAUUCCACAGCUAGGCCGUAACGUCGUGGAGCGUGCACUGGUCAGGGUCAAGAGAAGGAUGUGA